Molecule: messenger RNA, 1881 nt
Organism: Penicillium nucicola
Lineage: Eukaryota; Fungi; Ascomycota; Eurotiomycetes; Eurotiales; Aspergillaceae
Product: EXO70 family protein
Exons: 3
Coding region: 1-1881 (626 amino acids)
Biological process (GO): exocytosis
Cellular component (GO): exocyst
Molecular function (GO): phosphatidylinositol-4,5-bisphosphate binding
Source: RefSeq, a predicted model, not a curated record
AUGGUGGGUCGGAAUACUGCCUAUGCCGAGGAGAGUGCCGAGGUCGAGGUGUUGUACGCCAACCUCGAGAAGCUCAACCGCCUCACAAAGAAGAUCCAAGGGUCCAUGGUACGCCUAGAGACUGGUGGGAAAGUCGUCAAGGAAGCCAUUGGCCCUAUAUACAGCAACACUCAGUCCCUUCAAAUUACAAACAGCAAUAUCGACAAGGUUAAUGAUGCGAUCGAUCGCUUGCGCCAGCCCCUCGAUGCAAAGAAACGAGAGGAUGGCAUUAUCCGCGCAGGACCACAGAGUUCCGGCCUCACCCAGUAUCUGGCGGCCAUGAAACGUGUUGAAAAGGCGCUGGUCGACCUCAGUACAACAAACCUGCGAUCUAACCAGAAUGCGAUCACCGACUUCAAUGCGCUUCUGAAUACCGGCAGUGCCAAGCUGCAGGAGAUGUUACGACAGGAGUUGAACCAACACGCUACUCCCAUUGAACCCCUACAUUAUCUGACCAAAGACCUACCCUUCCCAUCCAUUCCCGAAGAAACAGUCUCCCAUUUAGCACCUUUAUGUGCAGCAGUCGGAUCCGCACAUAUCUAUGGACCACAGCGCGGCAAGGGGGAGAACCCCGCGCUGAAGGUGUAUGCAGAGGUACGGGGGCCCUAUAUCAAGAACUGUCUGCAGAAUCUCUCCAUUGCAUCUCUCAAUACUGUUAAACGCCGAGCGACCGAUGGCCCCUACCGACAAGGCACCAAUGGCAUUGGUAUCUAUUCCAAUGCGCUGGAAGGCUUCAUCACUACAGAGCACAAUAUUAUCACCGAGUUGUUCAGCGGAGACCAGCAGGGCCUGGCUUUGCAGGCAACAUUCUCCACAACCAUGAAUGAAUAUUCGGUAACAUUGCGAGAGCUCAAUUCGUACAUCAAGGCCAAUCUGAUGACAGACUGCUUCCUGGCAUUCGAGAUUAUUGAAAUUGUGACAGCAAUGUCCUAUCGCAUUGAUACCAAGUCUGCAGAGCUUAAGGCCGCAUUAAUCGAGGCUUUGCGACCUGUUCGCGACACUGCGAAAUCGUCACUCUCUGAAUUGCUCGAGGAAACGAAACGCAAAGCUGCUACCACGCCACUUCCGCCAGACGGCGGAUCUGUGCCGCUUGUGGAAGAAGUGAUGAGUUCAUUAGCCACACUCACUGGCUACUCAGGCCCAUUGGCGUCUAUUUUGACAUCCUUGGGAGAUGGAAAUUGGCGCACCAAAGCCAAUGCCAGUGGAAGCGCUCCUUUGGAUGUGGGUCCGGAUAGCGGCACUCUUCUUUCGCACUUCAUUCUGGACAUGAUUGAGUCCUUGAUGACCUCUUUAGAAGCUCGGGGUCGAGCAUUCCACCGAUCCAAGGCUGCACUUGGUGUGUUCUUGUCCAACGUUUUCUGCAUUGUCGACCGAUCAAUCCGACAGAACCCAGAACUAGCACGUUACCUAGGUGCGCCGGACAGCAUCGCCAGAAUCGACACGUUCCGCAAGCGUGCAACAUCCACUUACCUUGAUGCGUGGAAGGAAACAUCACAGUACCUCCUCGAUGUUCAGUACACCUCCCGCUCUGGGGCACGAGCCAGUUCUGGAGGUGCCACCGAUUCAAGUGCCAUUGUCAAAAGUCUGUCGUCCAAAGACAGAGAUGCGAUCAAGGAAAAGUUCAAAUCUUUCAACGCAAGCUUCGACGACAUGGUAUCUCGGCACAAGAAUCUGCACAUGGAGCGCGAGGUGCGCACUGUGUUGUCUCGGGAGCUUCAAACUGUUCUCGAGCCUUUGUAUGCCCGCUUUUACGAUCGCUAUGUCGAGAUCGACAAGGGUCGUGGCAAGUACAUCAAGUACGACAAGAACAGUCUGUCUGUGCAAUUAGCACAGCUUGGUUGA